UCAAACAGGAGUUGAUUGACCGAUGACCUAGUUCAGUAGUUGUACUAAACACUGGUUGUGAAACCAGCGUGGUUGAUUCAAUGAUAAUAAAUUGAUAUAACGGUGGUCGAAUUCAAAUCUUGUUGUCGGUUAUUAAUAGAAAAAUAUAUUUAUAUCUACCCUACUGGAUCUAACUAAAAUCAUAAGAUGCCUUUAAUUCCUGGAUCUGAAUAUGGUUCAGGAGGUUGGCAAUUCCAGCAACCUGCUGUCUAUCCAGUGUAUAAUAACAAAAGAAAACACAGCAAUGAAAAUCACGAAGAAACAAUGUGCUUAGAAUCAGGGAUGGUACCAAGCAAACGCCUUUGUCAGCAACAGUUUGGAGAAUCUCAGCAACAGUUUGAAGAAUCUCAGCAGAUGGAACAAAGUGAAAUUAACCACAACACAAUUCAUCAAGAUCUCAAUCAUCAAACACAAUUUUUACCUGUCUCAGAUCAACAUCAGGAAAUUCAUGGAUGUAUAAAAGAUGUAGCAGCAGCACCAUGUUUUCAGAAUAGUCAACAAAUAGAAUCUCAAAAUAUAACGCAGCCACAGAAUGAUAUGAUCAUGGAUUUAUGUGAUGAAACGUACAGCAAUUCUACUUUAGAGAAUGAAGCUAGUCUUGACAUCAUGGAUAAUGAUUGUGUUCCUAAUAAUCAACAAUAUACGAGGCAAGUUGCUGAUUGUAAUAAUUGUAUUGGGGAAAGAAGUCCAAGUGCUAGUCGAGUACGAUGUUAUUGUAAGCCAACCUGGGAUAAUUUUAUGGAUCUACGACCCUAUAUAUCAGACUAUUAUUAACGAAGCACAUACUAGUAGAAACCUGUCCUGUUUUCAUUGAUGGUGCUUAAGCAAAACAUUUUAGAGCCACAAAUAUAUUAUCUUUAAAAUAUAAUUUUUUAGUUAAAAUAGGAUGUGGAGUAAGGCGCAUGAUCAAAUGGUUAGCUGUGUGAAACUAUAUUUUGUUAAGUUGGUAUUACAAGUGGUCUUAAUUAACUGAUAAGUUGCCUUUACUGAGUAAUCAACGAAUCUCUCAUAUAGAUUUUAUAGUUGUCAUUUAUAUGUUAUUUCUUUUUGUUCCUGUUAUUGCUUGUAUUUUAACCUCAUAAUAAAAGAAGUGCAUAUUUCUAAAAGGUGCUUUUCUAACAUGAAAAUAAUGUCAUUGUAUAUUUGUGUUGUUUUUGUUUUCUAGUACAUUAUGUCAGUUAUAAUAAUUACAUAAAUACAUAUUAAUGUAAAUUCUUAUCAAUAAGAAAAAAUGUAAUAGCUGAAAUAACUUGUAAGAUUAUGUUUACCAUUUUCCAUUAAGAGUACUAAAUAUUUGACUUCUGCCAGGCCUCUGACUUAUAUUGAUGACACAUGGUGGCUGGAAGAGAAUUAUAAGGUUUUGAUGACACAUGUUUGCUAGAAUAUAGAAGGGAGUCAUAAGUAUUUGGCCCUAUUUAUUGAUGGAAAUAUGUUUCUGAAUCCUGUGGAGUUGACCUGUCUGCCUGGGAAUGAUGUCAUAGGAUUUAAUGCUGUUACAAACAAUAUCAGAACUGAUUAAAGUAGCUCAAUUAAAUUAGUCACUGUGCAUUUAAAUUGUGGAUGUUUUUUCUUUAAUGAUAUAUAGCCUACAUUUGUGAGUAGUUUUUUUUGUUUGGUUUUUUUUUUUUUUUUUUUUUGGUUUUCUUUAUCUUCCCAAAAAUCCUUGUCCCAUUGACAGUGAGGAAUUAUCCACAAUAAACAGGGCUUAAAGAUUUUGACUCUUCUACCAGCCACCAAAGAAGGUUUUAGAGGCUUAAGACGGUCAAAUAUUUUAGACUAAUUCAUUCGAAAAUAAUUGUUAAUAUUAAUUUAUAUGAUACACAUAUCAGAUGCAUACUCAUGUUCAGGUACAUGCUUGAUAUAAAAAUAUUUCCUAAUUUAGUUGCUGUGUAUAUUCUUGCAUAAUCAAUGUUGGAUCAUCAUAAUGUAUAUCUCAAUAUAUAUUCAGUGUACAUAACUCUUUUUUUUUUUAAAUACACUUAUAUUAGUUGCAUUCAGAUAUUUUUAUAAUUGAAUUAUUCUGUGUUGUGGCAUAUUCUGUUAAUGCUUAUUUAUAUGGCUAGUCAAUUGUAUUUUUAUUGUCUACAAUUCCAAUUUGCUUUUUCAUUAUAUUUAAAACUGGCUUUUAACAGGACUAAACAUUGUUAACGAAUUGUAUUUAACUAGAGUAAUAGGUUACAUUUAGAUAACUGUUAAGAAUUAAGAAAUAUAUCGAAAAAUUGUUUUUUUAUGUAGAAGUUAGUGAACUGGCAGCUCUUUUUUUAAAUUCCAUUAUAGUGUAUUUUAUUGUUCAUUCAAUAUUAAUAUUUUUUGUAAUGAUAAUAAUCAAAAAAAAAACUCAAAAUUUAUCAAGUAACCAUUUCAGGUUCACUGAUAACAUUUGUGUUUUUUGUGCCAACUUUAUGAUAAAUGUUCAUUAUAUUUUCUUUACCAAAGUUGAACUGUUUAAUUUUCGUAAUGGCCAUUGUAUUUUAAAUUUGAUUCAUAUAAAAUAUAAAUUAAAUAGCAAACUAUUCAUUUGUUAGAAAUAUUUAUUGAUGUGCAGCAUUUUCAACAAAAUAAAAUGAAUUUAAUAUUGUUGUGACUUCAAUUUAGAUGUAGAGAUCUUUUA
Patella vulgata (common limpet) is the source of this 2650-nucleotide messenger RNA. RefSeq lists its product as uncharacterized. The record is from RefSeq and is a predicted model, not a curated record. Bases 187 to 813 code for a protein of 208 amino acids. The transcript has 6 exons. NCBI's taxonomy places the organism in Eukaryota, Metazoa, Mollusca, Gastropoda, Patellidae.